AUGUAUUUUCCAAAUUUCAUUUUGUUACAUAUUUGAGUCUAGAUGACUUUUAUUUUGAAAAGCCUUCCUCCGUACGAGGAUGCUGUGAGCGCUCGUGCCUCCCGUAGAAACGCCCUGCAUCCUCUCUUCAGCUACAGCGUUCAUCCUCCGUCUCGUUUUGCUCCCUAAGGCCUGAACCGUGAGGAAAACGAACCGAGCCCCGCUGGAGAAGAUGGCCUUGUAAACAACCGAACAGAACCGAGCAGAACCGCCAUGGACGCCUGGCUUUGCUCCUCCUUUCUCCGCCUCCUGCUCGUCGUUUCUGUGAGCCGCUUCCCGGUUUCUGCUAACAGGAGAUUCGGUUGCCUGUUUGACAACAAUCUGUGCACGUCGUACGAAGUCUGUAUGAACGAUGGGAUGUUUGGGAAGUGCCACUCUGUCCCGGCGAAGGAGGUUUACACCUACGACGUCUCCCCGUCUGUAGUGCAGCACUUUAGGAUUCUGCUGGAGAAGCUCUCCAACAGAGGUUUGACUUGGGAAGAUGAAACCACCCAACAGGUUUUGUCCAAUGAGCUCUCCAAACUGAGGAGGAUUCCCUACAGGCCAAAGCAGAAUGGACCAGUCUACAACACAAACAGCAGGAUGGUGGCUGAAGCCAUGGACCCGGAGGAUCAGAGGGUGAAGCCGGUGGAGGUGGAGCUCAGCAAAAAUCUGCAGACAUAUUUACAACGUUUGGGGCUCCUCCCUAAGACAUCAUCAGCCUUUAGUCUGAGCAUGCCCAGUAAGUUGCCGGAGAAGCAGAAACCUGGAUUUAGUCAGCUGCUGUCCCUGCAGGCUGAUGGUGACCGUCUCCUGGGUGCCUUGGGGCGCCAUCUUUCUGGGGAACAUUCCCUGCACAGGGACCCAGUGGCCCCAUCUGAGCAACAGGCGCCACCUUCUCGCCUCUUUUGGCCCUUCCACAGCAAUGGUAAAGAAAAUCCACUCAUCAGCAAGGAGACUUCCAACUCCAGGCUUCAGAAAAUGGGAAGAACUUCAUGGACUUCAGCCAAGGAUCUACUAACAUCUGUAGAUGAGAGGUUCAUCCAGAAUGUCCUGAAGAACGCUGGCAGCCAGCACGUGAAUGUGGACAAUCUGUCACCACAGGACUUGGACCAGCUGUCCCGCCUGAUCGCGGACGCCUUGCAGGUGGUUGACCGGGAUCAGCAGGCGAGCGGCGCUUUGAUCCGGGACAGAGGACCUGGACCAAGAGACCUGGAAGCGGAUCCGAAUGUGGCAGAGAAAGAGACUGGCAAAGUGGAAAAGAAAGAGAAGUUGCUGGAGAAAGCGCCCACGCCAAAACCACAGGAGAGCGCCACUUUGUCACUGGCAGCACUUCAAGAGCAUCACACCAAGGAAGAAGAGGCUAAUGCCAAGGACAAAGUUGAAAGCGGCAACCUCCUUACUAAACUCCUCGCCUACCUCGACAAAACCGCACUGACAGAUCCCCCUACGGCAAGGAACCGAGAUAGUGUCGCUAUGGAGACACCUCUGGGUCAGCAGGUUGGCCUGGAAAAUGUCCAGAGUCGCACCAGCGAAGCAGGAGUGACGCUGCAGAAGAAAGCUGCCACCCAGUCCAUAGAGGAGGUGUCGGAGGUGGAGGGCUGGAUCAAGGAGAUGGUGCCUCCUCCCGCCUCGCUCGUUUACGAAGAGCCACACAAAAAGACAAUGCAUGCUUCCGAGCUUCAGCUGGACGUCAAAACCAGCCGAAGGAAGCCGGACAGCGACGUCUUUGGUUACGUCAUAACAGAUACAGACCGGCUUCAAACUGAUGAAGGCCUCCACCUGAUGGAGAUUUUGGCUCGACGCGCAAAAAUCCAGAUGACCAACUUUGCAGAGCUCCUGGUGGUGGGCCCGGCCGUGACCUUCAAAGUGAGCCCCAAUGCCCAGAACAUCAGCACGGCAGAUGUGGCCGGCGUGGCAGUUAAGCAGAAAGCUGCUGUCGAGAAAGAAGCCAAACUCAACAUCCUGGAGGCCGGAGUGGCAGACGGAAACCAGAUCAAGCAGAUCCCGACCAAAUACAGCCAGACAGAGUCAACCAAGUUCCUCAUCCUCACCGUGGUGUCCAUCCUGUGCAUCGUUGGCGUGCUGCUGGCCUCCACCGUGGUCUACUGCCUCCGCCAUCGCUCCCAUCACAAGCUCAAGGAAAAGCUAACCAAUCUAGGGACAGAUGCUGGCAGCGAUGCUACCGCCACCUACCAGGAGCUGUGUCGGCAGCGGAUGGCAGCCAAGCCUCCUGCUGAGCGUCCUGAGCCCAUAUCCUCCAGGAUCAACAGUGUCUCGUCUCAGUUCAGCGAUGGCGGUCCCGCCGUCAGCCCCUCCGCUCGUGGCAGCAUCUCUUCCUGGAGCGAGGAGCCCGCGCACUCAAACAUGGACAUCUCUACCGGACACAUGAUACUGUCUUACAUGGAGGAUCAUCUGAAAAAUAAAGAUCGUCUGGAGAAGGAGUGGGAAGCGCUGUGUGCAUACCAAGCUGAGCCAAGUGCUCGCACCAUUGGCCUGAAGGAUGGCAACGCCAAGAAGAACCGCUCAGCUGCUGUCAUUGCAUAUGAUCACUCCAGAAUCACCUUGAGGGUGGAGAACAGCCAAGGCAACUCUGACUACAUCAAUGCCAGCCCCAUCAUGGACCAUGAUCCCAGAAACCCAUCGUACAUUGCCACUCAGGGCCCCCUGCCCUCCACCGUGGCGGAUUUCUGGCAGAUGGUGUGGGAGAACGGCUGCGUGGUCAUCGUGAUGCUGACGCCGCUUGUUGAGAACGGGGUGAAGCAGUGCUACCAUUACUGGCCUGACGAAGGAUCCAACCUGUACCAUAUCUACGAGGUGAACCUGGUGUCAGAACACAUUUGGUGCGAUGACUUCUUGGUUCGGAGCUUCUACCUGAAGAACAUGCAGACCAACGAAACUCGAACCGUCACUCAGUUCCACUUCCUGACCUGGCUCAACCAAAACGUUCCAGAGACCAGCCGGACACUACUCGACUUUCGCAGGAAGGUCAACAAGUGCUACAGGGGUCGUUCCUGUCCCAUCAUUGUCCACUGCAGUGAUGGAGCGGGGAGGUCGGGGACGUACAUCCUGAUCGACAUGGUCCUCAACAAGAUGGCUAAAGGUGCCAAGGAGAUUGAUAUCGCAGCGACGCUGGAGCACCUGCGGGACCAGAGGCCGGGAAUGGUCCAGACCAAGGACCAGUUUGAGUUUGCGCUCACCACCGUUGCUGAAGAGGUCAACGCCAUUCUGAAAGUUCUUCCUCAGUAGACACCAACACCGUUUCCAGUCCUCUUCUUCCUCCUCCAGCUAAAACGGCGGUCGCUGCUCCCUUUGGUUUCCUCCUAAGCUGCUAAUUUGGUUUUGAUUCCAUCGUGUUCCUCCUCCUUUUGUCUCUCCUCUAAAUCAGUUUUCAUGUAAACAUUUACCAGACCUUUCUGUCCUUUCAUUGUUAUCAAUAGUUACACUGUUGUUUUCCAUCUCAUGGUUUUUUUACCUUUUUUUCCAUCUUCAGUUUUUCCACAUCCUCACUUCCUCUCUCCAGAGGAAACUGCCCCUUUCCUUCUUUCCUCUGUGUAACUCCCAAAACAUGUGUCCAGAAACCACACAACCAUUGUUGUACAUAGACGGUGAAACGAUCCAUGCAGCUUAUGGUAUUUUUCCUGCUUUUAAGCACAUCUAGAUGGACUUGAAACUCUUUUUCCAUCUUUAUUUUAGUCACAUUUUUAGGAUUUGUUUUGUGUUAGUGUCGCACUAAAUAAUUCCAGAUUGUGCACAUAUUCUAUCUUGACUGUUUCAUCAAAUUGUGAUUGUUUUUAAUAUUUAGUGCCAUGCUGUGAUAUGUUUAAUGCAGUAGGCUAAAGUCAGUGUAACUCAAUGUUGAUGAGAUAAAAAGUGACUGAUUUCAAUUCUUAUAAAGUUGUUUAUUUUGUGGAGAAUCUAGAAAAUACAUCUGUUGUGGCAUUUAUAUUAAAAAAGAUACAUUAUUAUAAUAAAGGAUGGCUUUGCAUUUUAGUGUAAACAGGUUUGUGUUGUAUUUUUCUUUUUUUAUGGAAAAAACAAUUUUGUGGCUUGUCACUAAAGCUCAAUUCAAGUUCAACAAGUUAAACAAAUCUUAAACAAAGGAAAGUACAGAAUCAAUCAGGAGGAAUAGGAGAAAUUAAAAAAAAUGCUUCAUUUUAAAUUUUAUUUAUUCUGAAUAAUCAAAAGAUAUGUCUUUCAAUCAGUCGAUGCACAUUAUGGAUCUGAUCAUUUGGAAAUACAUUGAACCCAAAUGCAGGUAGGUUUUCCAGACCGUGGAUUGAACCAAACAGAAGGAGCAGUUUGGAUCAGAAGGGUGCAUCCCAGAUGUAGCAUUAAUGGAUGUACUGCACUGUAGCUGAGCCCCGUUUGCAUUAUAGCUGUGAAGCAUCUAUAUAUUGUUUUGUUGUGCUGUGAAUGCAAACAGGAAACUGUUCAAUUUGUGUGAUUCCUGCUGCGAAAAUAAAUGUACUUUUCUGCUGAAUAGA
Oryzias latipes (Japanese medaka) is the source of this 4505-nucleotide messenger RNA. RefSeq names its product receptor-type tyrosine-protein phosphatase N2. Gene Ontology annotation, cellular component: secretory granule; synapse. Gene Ontology annotation, molecular function: protein tyrosine phosphatase activity. Gene Ontology annotation, biological process: regulation of secretion; insulin secretion involved in cellular response to glucose stimulus; protein dephosphorylation. The record is from RefSeq and is a predicted model, not a curated record. NCBI's taxonomy places the organism in Eukaryota, Metazoa, Chordata, Actinopteri, Beloniformes, Adrianichthyidae.